Messenger RNA from Anopheles merus, 4342 nucleotides. It is a transcript of the gene jef, whose product is annotated as major facilitator superfamily domain-containing protein 6. Gene Ontology annotation, cellular component: membrane. The transcript is spliced from 10 exons. Lineage: Eukaryota; Metazoa; Arthropoda; Insecta; Diptera; Culicidae. The record is from RefSeq and is a predicted model, not a curated record. Bases 796 to 2964 code for a protein of 722 amino acids.
CUUUGCUCGUACUGUUUUCUUGCAAGAUAUCGAUUAUCUCUGGCAUCUCUCGCCAACCAUAGAGCUGUGGUCCCGUCGCCUUCGUCGUCGUGGUGGUUGCUGUCGUGAGCGUUGCGGAAAAAUUGGCGUGCCUCCGCCGUAUUGUGGGCUGGAUUUUAAGGGCUCGUGCGUGCGUCUGAUCUUUUCAGUGGUUGUUUUUCACUUCAAAAAAGGAGCAUAUCCUUUGAAGCAUAGUGUAAGAUUUCCCGUAUUCUCGAUUGCAUAUCGGGUAUAGCGUGUACGUGUGAGUCUGUGUGUGUAUGUGUGAGUAAUCUUACUGGUAGUGUGUGCUCUCGCCAAAACCAGCUUUUACGAGGCCAUUCAUCAGGAUCGAAAGUGCAAAGCUGGAUACUUCACCGUUCCCUACGCGGUCCUGCUUAUAGCAAAACUAGCUCUAGCGAGAGGGGUAGCACAGCAAAGUAAAACCCCACUUGAACCAGGUCUCAGGUCGGACGGACGAAACUCGGUGUCAGUUUUCACUUACGUUAUGUCAUUCAUGUAAAUGAAUGAACGGUUCGGAACGGGAAAAGAAAUCGAUGCCCUUGUGGAAAGUUCGGUCCGGUAGGUGUGGGCUUUAAUCCGUUGUGGGCACAGCAGCAGGAGCCAGUGUGCCCCCUCUCUCUCUCUCACGAAGCGAACAAACAAAAACAACCAAAUCCCGUGAAACGGUUCGUGCUGAAUUUGGUGGUGAUCCAAGGUUGAUUUCCAACGUGGAAUAAAUUAUUGAUUGCCCUCAGCGAGUGACAAAACGCAACCAUGCAACCCUUUUCGAACGACUACGGUGGAGGGUAUGGCGGUGGUAAUGGGUACGAGGAGCAGCAGCCCCAGCAAGAGAUCCCGAUGCGUACGCAGGGUGUCGCCCGGCCGAUGGUUGACCCGGAGGCCAUGGGCGAGGUGGACCCAACACUCUACCCGCAGGCGAAGGAAUCGACACACAAGAUCCGGGGCAAGUCGGACAUACUGGAGAUGCUGUUCGGUUCCGUCGACCAGGAGCUGCUGCCCGUGAAGACGUUCUACUUCUUCUUCUACUCCGCGUUUGGCUCACUGUUUCCGCUGAUGGGAGUGUACUUCAAGCAGAUGGGCAUGAACCCGGGUCAGUGUGGGCUGCUGAUCGGUACGCGUCCGUUCGUCGAGUUCCUGUCGGCACCGUUCUGGGGCAGUUACGCGGAUCGCUGUAAAAAGGGCAAAAUGUUGCUGCUGGCCUCGCUUGCCGCGUGGAUCAUCUUUACGCUGCCCCUCGGCUUCAUUCAACCACCGGCCACGAGCUGUAUCGAGCGCAAGAAUGCCACCGAUUUCGAGCUCCGCACGCCGCAGGUUCCGCGCAUCCUGAAGCGCUCCAUCGACGAGAGCAUGCUGGAGGAGCUGAGCUUCGGCAAGUAUGCGACCGAUAGUGGCAGUUCCUUUACCAGGGUGGAACGUGCGGCACGUCCCGUGGCAGCGGCCGGUGUAUCACCACUCGACGUAAGCUACGCGAACAACUUCAACGAGAAGCUGCACCGCGAUUGGGUCUCGCCAUUGUUUUCCUCGAUCGUUUAUCGUACAGCGGACAUUCAAAAAGCCUUCUUUCUGCUGCUGCUGCUCGUCAUCAUUGGUGAGUUCUUUAGCGCACCGGCAAUCACGCUGGCAGAUUCGGCUGUCAUCACGAUCCUCGGCGAAGACGCCGACCGGUACGGGCAUCAGCGAAUGUUCGGUUCGCUCGGCUGGGGUUUGGCGAUGUUUUUCGUCGGCAUUGCGCUAGAUCACUCGACCGCCUUCCCCGACCAUCCUUGUGGGCCGGAAAAGCAGGAAAAGAACUACACCAUCUGCUUCGCGACGUUCUCCGUGCUGAUGGGUGCGGCACUGAUUUCCGCUACACAGAUCCAGUUCAAGUAUGACUACUCGGAACCACAGGAACCCGUCCAGGUGGAGAAGGUACCCCAAGAGUUAACACACGAAGAGCAAAUGCAGGCACAGUUGGCACAGCAAUUGCAGUUGCCUUCACUGGCAGCCACCGGUACAGGGAUGGCCAGUGCUGCGCCGCCACCAGCAGCACUUGGAGCGCAGACGAAAAUGUUCGCCCAAACUACACGCGAAAUGCCGGAAUGGGUCACGGUGCUGAAACAGUUCAAGAAUCUCAAGUGUGCCUCGUUCCUGUUCGUGGCGUGGUUCAUGGGCUUCGGCAUCGGGCUCAUCUUUACGUUCCUGUUCUGGCAUCUGCAGGACUACGGUGGCUCACCGACGCUGUUCGGCGUUGCGUCUGUCAUCAACCACAUCUCGGAAAUCUUUGCCUACUUUUUCAGCUUCCGACUGAUCACCCAGAUCGGACACGUGAAGGUGCUGUGCCUUGGGCUGGUCGGUAACAUUCUUCGCUUCCUGUACAUCUCCUACCUGAAGAACCCGUGGUGGGUGCUGCCAUUCGAGUUUAUGCAAGGCAUCACUCAUGCUGCCGUAUGGGCUGCCUGCUGUUCCUACAUCGCGCACAACACCCCACAACACCUACGAUCUUCGGCACAAGGAGUACUGCAGGGACUGCAUCAUGGGCUGGGUAGAGGCUGCGGUGCCGUUAUUGGCGGUAUGUUUGUCACCUACUUCGGCACAACGGCCACCUUCCGUGGUUACGGUGUGAUCUGCAUUCUCGUACUGGCCGCCUUUGUGUUCAUCAACUUCUACCGCAAGGAUGAAGGUUUCAUCUCGGAAAUUCCUACCACGGAGGAUCCUCAUCAGGUGGCAGAAGAGACGGCUCAUCUGGCUCCGCACGGUGUCCCGAGCAAUCCCAUACCGCGGGCCCUCUCGAGCACGCGGCUCAACGAGAUUGGUCAGCAGAACGUUGACAAUGGCUAUGGCACCUAUCAGACGACUGGUGGUGCACUGGAUGUGCCCGGCGGUGCCCCCAAGAAUCCGUUCGGUGCUCCACAGGGUAAUGUGUACGGUGGAAAUCAGUACUAAAAAGUGUAACGCUUUACACACGACAGAGACCGCACACCGGCUGCGUGGCUGAUGUGGUCGAUAUGAUUGAAUUACUACACCGUAAAACGCGACAGAACGUUCGAACGACUGAAUCCGGUAGUAGAUACAAGUACUUGAGGGUGAUGAUUAAAAAAACACAAAUGGAUGUCUACAACAGCAACACUCUGCGAAUGUGAAGCGAAUGUGUAUUCCCCUAUCGGUCUCUCCCUAUCUCUCUCUUAAGAUAUUGAGCGAUCCAGAGUCUCGGAACCCAUGUACAUGUGCUCAAGCGAAGCGCCAUUCAGCCAUUCCGGCCCAAAAACCGCCGACGGCGACAAGGACGACGACGGCGGCUAGCUACUAACUACAACUAAACUAUUACUUUGAUGUGCUAUGAUGGUAAGACGUGUGCACGGUGUAAGUGGAUGAGUGACAUGAUAAGCUACACAACCAUUGUCUCGGGACUGUGGUUGUUAGUAACCUAUUCUUAUACGUCAGCAAAUGCAAAAGAAUCAGUUAAUGUCACUGUACCCGUUACAAGUAACACUCUGUUUAAGAUCCCACCCGAUAAGCGAAAAGAAAAGACAUCCUACCGCAAGCUUUCCAUUUUCCUGGAUCGUUUUCCCGCCACUACGUAGCGGGCAAUUCUUGUAGUGCUAUAGCACUCAAUUUAUUAGUACAUCCGAGCUACUGCUGUUGAUCUGUUGCUUUCUACGUGCAGCAUCGCCUCCUCCCCCCUCAAAAAGCAACAUUCGAUUGUAUUCAAAUAGCAAAUUGGAGCAAACUUUAGGAAUGCUAUUAAUACUAUCUAUCUAUCAAUCUAUCUUUCACCGCACAUCUCUGGUUGAGGAGUUCGUGCAGGUGGACAUGGUGAGUCUGUUUAAUUAUACCUUAAGUAAGCGGGACAUACGUAGUAUCCUAGCAUUGAUGUGAGUGAGUGAAGCGACAUCUACCGGUGGAAAACGUGUUAAGUAACGCGUUACUCAUGGCAGCAAAUGACAGGUAAAAUCACGUGUUAAAAUCUCUAGGGAAGCCCUCGAACACCCUGAAACAACUGUUGAACAAGGUCUAGUCUAGUGUAGUCUAGUGUGUUCCUGAGUUUAGGAACAAAUCAAAUUCUAGAGUUCACAUGUCGGAAUAGUAACGAUAGCAGGAAAUGUGCUACAAACUUAACUAUUAGAUGUGGUUGUAUUGCGCUCUCUGUCUCCCUCACAGGGGAAUCACGUUUCCCGUCACGUCUGUUGGUGUGUUUUUUGUGUAAGUGUACUGACUAAGCUGUCCGUUGCAUCUCUGUAAUGGGUGAGAGACGUAAGUGUACGAAUGGAGUGGGAAAAAAUAACAGUCAUUAAACGAUCAACAGGAGCAAUGAGGACACAUA